Messenger RNA from Clunio marinus, 219 nucleotides. Lineage: Eukaryota; Metazoa; Arthropoda; Insecta; Diptera; Chironomidae. The record is from the annotation of a GenBank genome assembly.
AUGGGAGUCUUUUGGGAUGUUAACAAGAGUAAAGUUUUCCCAUCCAAAAAUAAGACUCCAAUCUUCGAUAAGAUCGGAGCACCAGACUUUCUUACAUAUUUAAGCUCUAUAUCUAUAAAUACCUUGAAGCGAACUUAUCCAUAUCCAAUAAAUAUAAAAGCGAAAAUUUACUUGUUCGCCCGCUCGCAUGACUUCACAUUGUUAUUUAUGAAGCGAUGA